GAAAAGCCCUUUGGGAAGGAAGGAAGGAGAAGCCCUUUGGGAAGGAAGGAGAAGCCCUUUGGAAACGAGGCAGCCCUGCCAUGCAGGAGGCCCCUGGCAGAGCAGAGCACGAUGCCUUUCCUACACGGCUUCCGCAGGAUCAUCUUCGAGUAUCAGCCCCUGGUAGAUGAGAUCCUGGGGCUGCUGGUGGGACAGGAUGAGGAACAGCACAACUCCUGCUCGGGUGACAGGAGCCAGCUCUCAGCUGUGAGACGAGUCUUGGAGAGGGAAACCCACUCCCCAUUUUAUCAGGAAGGGGUGAGCUAUGCCCUGCUGAAGGUCACCGAGCUGGGGCUCCUCCCUGCUGCAGAAAUCCUCCUGGAAUUUGGAGCUGACCUCAGCUUUGAAGAUCCAGUUACCUACUACACCCCCCUGCACAUCGCUGUGCUCCGUAACCAACCGGAUAUGGUGGAAUUCCUGGUGCACCACGGGGCCGACAUCAACCGGAGAGACCGGAUCCAUGAGAGCAGCCCCCUCGACCUGGCCAGCGAGGAGCCUGAGCGGCUGCCGUGCCUCCAGAGGCUGCUCCAGCUGGGAGCUGAUGUCAAUGCUGCUGAUAAAAAUGGGAAGACAGCCCUGCUGCAUGCCCUGGCCAGCAGUGAUGGUGUCCAGAUCCACAACACUGAGAGCAUCCGUCUGCUGCUGGAAGGAGGUGCAGAUGUCAGAGCCACCACUGAAGAUGGUGACACUGUUUUCACUUAUGUCAUCUACCUCCUGGGAGAGGUGGUGUGCAGCAGCACCAAGGAGGUGCAGGCCAUCAACCACUUCUGCUUCCGUGUCACACAGCUGCUGGUGGCCCACGGUGCCAACCCCAGUGAGUGCCCAGCUCCUGAGUCCCUCACCUACCUCUGCUUCCAAAGCUUCAAAUGCCACUUUCCCCUGCUGCGUUUCCUACUGGAGUCAGGGGCUGCCUACAACUGCUCCCUCCAUGGUCCCUCCUGCUGGUCGGGCUUCCACGUCGUCUUCGAGUGCCUCUGCUCAGACCUCAGCAUCUCUGAAGAUGACAGCUGCUCUACAGAGCUCGUUCAGAAAGGUCAGACUCUGCUGGAGCUGAUGAUGGCCAGUUCACAAGCCAUCCAGCUGCCCACCAAUUUUGAGGUCAACACCAGCGUCUGUAAGUACCACGGGGAGAAGAUCAGGACUCUCUUCUGCUCCCUGAAGCAGCUGGAACGCUCCCCACAGACACUCAAACAUCUCUGCAGGGUGUUUAUCAGGCAGCACCUUAAACCCUGGCCAGUAGAUGUCAAAAUCAAGGCUCUACCUCUUCCAAACAGGCUCAAGUGGUACCUCCUCAUUGAUCACACUGCUGCCACCCACGAGGACCUCUGAGCUACACUCACACCCCCCCUGUCACCUCCCUCCAUGGUCAUGGUGUGCCUGUAGCCACCACACAGAUGUCAUCUCUGCUCUGGAGGAGCAGAUUUUCUCCCCAGCCAGGGGUGUUUUCUCCCCAGCAAGAGGUGUUGCAGUUUUUCUCCCCAGCCAGAGGUGUUUUUCUCCCCAGCCAGGGGUGCUGCAGUUUUUCUCCCCAGCCAGGGGUGCUGCAGUUUUUCUCCCCAGCCAGGGGUGCUGCAGUUUUUCUCCCCAGCCAGGGGUGCUGCAGUUUUUCUCCCCAGCCAGAGCUGUUGCUGUCCCUGUGCCUGUGGCUGGGCCAGUGCUGUGUUUUGGGACUGUGUUUGUUUUGGGCACGCUGUUCCAUGUGUCUGUGGUCACCCUGGGUUGUGUCCUGGGGAGGGGGUGAAAAAAGCCCCUGGACACUGGGGUAGAGGGCUGUGGGGUGGUCAGGGUGGUGUGAGGGGACAGGCAGCUUGUCCCUUUUCCAUCCCAUCCCUGGUGGAUGAAGCUGUGCCUUAGGCAUCCACCAAGGGACAUCUCUGAGGUGCUGACCUCCAAACCAGACAAAUGGAUGUUCCUCAGCUUUGUGUAAGGACAGGGAACAGGAGGCCAACUGCUGGGUGCCUUGUGCCUCCCUGUUCCCUGUCUCUCCUUGCUGACUGUUCCCAGGACUGUGCUCUCCACUGCCUCCUUCCCAGGAACAAAAAAGUUGCAGCAGGGUUUGGGGUUUUCUUUCCAAGCUGCUGCUGGAAGGCUCCAACCUCUGGGGUUGGACAUGGAGAUCCUGAGCCUACAGCUGCCUAGCUCUCCCCCUUUCCUUGUGGUGUGCCAAAGCCUGGCCACAGAGCUGAAGCCCACAGGGUUUCAGUUUUGGAGGUUUUUAAUUUUGUGCUUAUCAUGGGGGACAGGUGUAGAAGAUGAAAAGAGGAAAGAGCUACUCUGAGCAGGUACAAUUCAGAGCAGGUGGGAUCUGGGAUCCCUGGCAGUUUGCCUGCACAAGGGGUUGUCUUCCUCCCUUGCUCCCCUGUCAGCAUCUGUGUUGUACCUUCUCCCACCCCACGGAGCUGGACAUCUUGAUAAAUUGAUGUUUAAAAUAAUAAUGGGAUCAAAUUCUCCCCUGCUGUCUGGAAUGGGAAAUGAACAAUUAAAUGAGGCCUUUAUAGUAAGGACAAGGGGUUUGUUCUUCUGCAGGGGGGAGGAGGAGGAGAGGGCUCUUCAGGGAUGGAGGAAGGGGACCUGUGUGUGGGACAGGCUGUAAAUGGGGUCUGUUUGCCUGUCUGGCCAGCUGUGACAAGGAGGUGACCAGGGCUGGGAACAAUGGAGAUGGGUGUGUUCCAGUCUGGGUGUUGGGCUGGGGCUGGGCACCACCUGGAGCCUGUGGGGA
This is a messenger RNA of Calypte anna (Anna's hummingbird), 2758 nucleotides long. RefSeq names its product ankyrin repeat and SOCS box containing 6 (gene ASB6). The coding region runs from base 112 to 1368 and encodes 418 amino acids. The transcript is spliced from 6 exons. Gene Ontology annotation, cellular component: BRCA1-BARD1 complex. Lineage: Eukaryota; Metazoa; Chordata; Aves; Apodiformes; Trochilidae. Gene Ontology annotation, biological process: intracellular signal transduction; protein ubiquitination. The record is from RefSeq and is a predicted model, not a curated record. Gene Ontology annotation, molecular function: protein binding.